Molecule: messenger RNA, 1191 nt
Organism: Archocentrus centrarchus (flier cichlid)
Lineage: Eukaryota; Metazoa; Chordata; Actinopteri; Cichliformes; Cichlidae
Product: GTPase IMAP family member 7-like
Exons: 2
Coding region: 283-1191 (302 amino acids)
Molecular function (GO): GTP binding
Source: RefSeq, a predicted model, not a curated record
UUUUAGCAUGAAACAUGUUUAUUCAGUGGAUUCUUGUGGAGCUGCAGUACAGAGAUGAACAUAAUAUGAACAUCACAGACUUUGAAAAACUCUUGAAGCUCUUCAACAAGGAUGAUAAAUUUGCAAGAAAAGUGUCGUGUUCCCCAUUUCACUGCAGUCAAAACAAAAGUGAAACAUAACUCGUCAAACAAGUUGUGACGCAGAGAGCACAAAGAGCAGCAGAGAAUCAAAGUGCGACACAAAACCUGCCAUUAAACUGAAUAAUCUGCACUUCUUUUCAUCAUGGAUGGGUCAAAUGAAAGAAGGAUUGUCCUGCUGGGAAAAACAGGCUCUGGGAAGAGCAGCCUGGGAAACACCAUACUGGGAGACAGCCUGCUGAAGGUGAAACUGUCUCCAGAGUCCGAAACAAGUGAAUGUCAAACAGAAACCAAAACUGUUGGUGGCGUACGCACCACUGUGGUUGACACUCCUGGCUUCUUUGAUACAAACAUGUCUGAAGAGGAGCUGAAGCUUGAGGUAGUGAAAUGUAUUAAAGAGUGUGCUCCAGGGCCUCAUGCUUUUCUCAUCGUGCUCCAGUUGGGAAGAUACUCAUAUCAGGAGAAAGAGGUCAUCAAGAAAAUGCUUGAAUGUUUCUCAGAGGAAGCUCUGAAGCACGCUGUGAUUGUCUUCACACAUGGUGAUGACCUCCCUGAAGGAAUGAAAAUCAAGGAUUUUGUUUGUAAAAGUAAAGAUCUGAGUGAUCUGGUGAAGCAGUGUGGUGGCCGGUGUCAUGUUUUUGAUAAUAAACGCUGGAACAACACCAAUCACGGUGACUACAGGAGUAACCAGUUCCAAGUGAAGCAGCUUCUCAAGGCUGUCGAUGAGAUCAAAAACAGCAGAGGCUGCUACACCAAUGAAAUGCUUCAGGCAGUGAAGAAAGAUCAGUGGAACAUUGAAAUGCUUCUGAAAAGUUUAGCUGGUUUCACUGUAGGAGCAGUGCUGGGAGCACUCUUUGGUGCCAAUAAAUCAGUUUGGAGUGCAGUCAUUGGAGGAAUAGCUGGAAGUGCUGUUGGUGGUGCUGUUGGAUACAGUUCACCAACAGUACUGGAAGCUGUGACGAAUACCAUUGACACUGGAAUGAAAUUAAUAACAACCAUUGAAACUUUUGACAGUGGAACCUCAAAGAAGGGUUCACCCAGAAAAGAUAAGUAA